GAAACGUGAUAAUUGUAUUGUUUUAUAUUUGUAUUGUAUUGUUUCCCUUCUACGUGACUUUACCGAAAGAACCAAGAAUAUAACACACGUAUUGUAACAUCAACGCGUUAACACAAAGGGGUAAGUGCCCCUUUACCAGAUACAGCCUCGGGUGGUGACUACCCAGCUAACUACCCUAUAUGUAGGAGUUACAGCUCCGAAGGCUCUGACCCUCACUCGGGUCCCGGCCACGUGUUGAUGCCUGUAGAGCUUCAGCUUGUCGAAUGCAGGGACCCACCUGAUAUUCUCACGGGUUGGGGCCACUCCGCCCUUGGCCCCGCCCACCUUCUCGAGCGUUCCAGCUCCCUCUCGAUCGCCCCGCCCCGAGAGCUCUCCCUGGACACGUGAUCACCCCCUAGCCCCCUCACCUGGGGCCCACUCUGUGGACACUCCGGAUCACGUGUCUACGGGGUCAACCAGAGUGCCAUGGCCCGGGGCAACCCUGGGCCGACACUCUCCCACUCCCCCAUGUGGAGGGGCCCGCACUGCACGCUGUGCGUGCUGCCCGCGCUAACCCAGCGCUCACCAAAGCCCCGCUAGGGCUGGUACUACACCUGCCGUGCUAUAGUACAGCCGGCAUCACACAGCAACACGCACGAUGCUGUCCGCGACGUAGGAACAUGGCACAGUGACAUCCCCUAUGUCACUACAUAAUCGUUGAGGUAAUGCAUAUCUUCAUUUUUCUGUAUUCUUUAAUACAAUUAUCAGAAUGUUUACUGUCACUGGAUGAGCCUUGGUGACAAGCCCGUCUCCUUACCUGACAUCCUCAUUCGCUAUGUUUUAUUCCACUGUUGGAUGAAGGCAUCCAUAUUUUGUAACCAUCCCUUAUGGUCCUCUGAUGCCACAAUCCAUCUUUCUGCUGUAGAUAAUGCUCUCAACACUCUCCAUGUCGUUUAACCUCUCAGGAGUGAGUGUUCCUUUGGCUUCCAUCCCAUCAUCAAUUGUGGUGAAUAAAUGUUUAUAAUUUGCUUUGGUUCCCUGAUGCAUGUAUUGUCACUUUAUCAUGUUAAUUCAAAGCAUGCAUCUCUCAAUCGGCAUUACGUUUGUAUGUUAAGCAAACAUGGCCUGCAAUGCAAAGUGGUUGGACUACCACCCCUAUUGUCGGACGUGUUUUGUGUGCUUAUUGUGCCAAGAUAAGCGUAAAGUACAGAUUUGGCUAACUCUUGUUAUUGUCCCGGCGAACUGCUAACGUUAAAAAAACCUCACACAGACAAAAGCCCUCUCUGCAUGACACAUCAAACCCGCGUUUGCUUUUGGAUGCUCACAACCAAAAAGGCAGAGCUUUCCAGGCGGGAUUAGGCGUGGGAUUUGACGACUGACUGGGAAAGCAGUAACGCGAAUAAACACCGAUCCAGUGUGAAUCGUGUGGGUGGGAGGACACAUUGCAUAAUAACACGCAUCAUUGGAAGGGCCGUCCGUUCCCGCUUGCCACACGACCUAACUAACGCCCCUUAGCUGAUGCCGUGUGAGUUGCUUGGCUGCGCGGACAAUUCACGCAAGCAGCCUUCUUCGGCUCGACCACACAAAGGUAAUUGGACUGCAAUACCCUUCAAGCGCCCAAGAGACUAACACCAGUGAAUUCGUUAAACCACCUUCGCAGCUCACGAGAGGUGACGCGUAGCCCACGGCAUGCUGGCUGUACUCGUACUGCCAGUACUGGUGCUGGGUUGGACCAUGGCGGAUGCUUCUGAUGCCAAGGUGGACGCUGCCGAGAAGCCAUGGUUCUGUCAUGAUUUGGAUUGUCCUACAUUCACUCUGGUGGCUGAGCAUGAAGGCUUCCAGGAGAGGGCGUAUGAGGCCACCCGAUGGGUGAUGACCAGAGUGGAGGGCAAGCCGUACGAGCGAGCGGUUGUCGAUGGGUUCAUGAUUCUCUUCCGUUACAUCGGUGGCUACAACAGAGGAGGCGUGCGCGUGCCCAUGACGGCGCCCGUGCUGUGCCACGUGACGCCAAAAGGCGCGAGGGCGGAGCACAACCUCACCGUGUCCUUCUUCGUGCCGCCGGGCUCCGGGGAGCCACCAGCGCCCUCCGACCCCCGCGUCGAAUUCACCUCCCUGCCUGCGAUGACGGCAUUCGUCAGCUCCUUUGAUGGCUAUGCAAUGGAGAGGGACUGGCUGCAUCAAUCCCAGCUGCUGGCGAAAGCCUUGGACGAUGCCAAGCUUCCGUACCAGCUUGGCUCGUUCCACUCUGCGGGCUACGAUCCGCCGUUCCGCCCAAUUAACCGUCACAAUGAGGUUUGGAUCAUGAAAGCUGAGUGAGGGGCGAGGCACCGCUUUGUAGAAACCCCCCUGUGGGGUGGUGUGCCACUUACUCGCUGGGUGAUCGUCUCACAUCGCACUACCUUACACUAACAUUUCUGCCUCUCGACCCCCAGUCCUCUUGGUAUCCUCAAAAGUUCAGCCUUUCAUUUUUAGCUACGUUUAAAUUGCAGACCCGCACCUCCGAUUAGCACGGUUGGCUACGCACGGUGCGAAAGAAGUUCAACAUGCAUUCAUACGUACGUACAGACCAAGCACUAUGAAUUCGGAAGUUAUAUGCAGUAAAUGUAUGUAGAUAUAUUGAACUUCUUUCGCACUGUACGUAGCCAACCGCGCUAAUCGGAAGCUGCGGGGGGAAGGACAACAGACUAAACAAAAAAAGCAGUUCUAAAGAAAUGAGUUUUCAAUCUAGAUUUAGAAGUGCAUAGCUCCGGUGGCUUCCUAAUAUCGGAAGGAAAAACAUUCCAGACGGCCGCAAAAGCGCGCAAUGCCCCAUCUUUAUUCGAUGGCAAGCCAAAAUCCGCUGCAAAUACGUCUGCAUUUGGUCUACUGUGGUUUUCUUCAGUUAUACCCAGACGCAGUGGGCCAUUAAAUGUUGGUGGAGAUGGGAACCACUAGUGUAAUAUUAAUAAUAAAAAUUUAAACCUUUAACACUUUUGACCUGCUCAUUAUAAAGAUUAUAAACUGCAUAACCACGCGUGCUUCUCUUCCACCCUCAUUCCCCAUUCUGCCUCCCACCCCCUCCUCAACCCCCACAGAUUUCUGUGCCCUACCAACAUAUUUAUCCCCUGGCUGCCACUAAUUAUAACCCGAUUUGUGUGAUCUCAGUGGAUCGUGAAACCCAUCGCAGAUUCUAGAAGUUGUGUCAUGAGGAUAAGUGGGUGCUGUGAGAGACACGCAACACAACCGCUGAUUUUUUCGCUUUAAAAGGGCUCCCUCGCCAUAACCAGAAGGCGACAUUGCCUUCACUGUGCAAUUUAAUAGCUCGUUUCUUAUCUUUGAACGAUUUCAUAUAAUAUUUACAUCUGGGAUAAACUCAGAUGCAGAAUCAAAUUACCAAGGCUUCAUGUGAUGAUUCAUUCACCAGAUCAGGCUGACUCAUCACACUCUGUAGCCGUGAGACGUCUAUUUUUUUAAAUCUCAUGCUCACCUGGGGUUUACAUAUUUUGGCUCUGAUUGAAUGCUCAGAUGUAGCUGUUGUGAGUUCUCUGAUGUUGUGAGGCAUUUUUUUCCCACGGGUAGACAUUUGUUCGACGUGAAAAUAUAAACUUUUGGUGGAAGUUGCGGUGACUCUAAUUGAGAAAUAUUUGACGUUGUGUAAAACAUUAUCAUUGAACUCUGUCUCAAUUCAAGGCAUAUUGUUAGUUUUAGGUGUAUGUUUUUUAUAUUCUUAGUUUUUUCGGUAAAGUCACGUUGAAGAGAAACAACAAAAUAACAAAAUAUA
Messenger RNA from Petromyzon marinus (sea lamprey), 3739 nucleotides. Lineage: Eukaryota; Metazoa; Chordata; Hyperoartia; Petromyzontiformes; Petromyzontidae. The record is from RefSeq and is a predicted model, not a curated record.